AUGGGCUUCCCACCUUCUCCGCCGUGUUCUCCACAGUCUACUGGAGCAGCAUUACGUGACAUUAUCAGGAAGGAACUGACAUCUCUGAACUCUCCGGCUCACGUCCAGUCACCCUCGUCUCGGCCAAUACGAACCUACGCGCAGGUGGCUGCUGUGCCUCCCAGUGAGACUCUGGGUAAUGACGAAGCCCCGGCGCCAACCACAAGUGAGGAGGUUCCGACACGUGCUCGAGAGCAACUCAUUGUGGCGGUUGUCCUGUUUCUGGUGGUGCUGCUGGCGUGCGCCGUAGCAGUCAUGCUUUUCUUCAGACAUAAGAAGACGGUCGGUUACUGCAUCAAAGACGCCUGCAUCGAGCAUGCCAAGAGACUUUCUGCCACGAUAAACACCAGUUAUGAUCCGUGCGUCGACUUUUACGCGUUCGUUUGCAGUGGUUGGCAAAAACACUUCCCAGAACAAUCUCUUCAAGGCAAAAUGAACGAGGACGCCCGGAUCGGCAUGUUAGAAGAGCUUUCCGCAGAUAUUUGGUUUCAUGGGAGGGCAACUCGACUCUACAACAAGUGCAUGGAUCCGCAACAGAGCGAUAUACUUGCCAACAUUUUAUGGCUCACCGCUUUCAUGAACUCUGUGAAUCUAGAGUGGCCCUUUAGAAAUCCCAACGUUACUAAAGUUCGGCCACUGGAAAUCAUGAUCAAUGUCUCGGCCAACUACGACUUGAAUUUUCUCUUCAGUUUGCAAGUUAUUACCAACUCAAGUACGGGCAAGGUGUUGUUGUUCAAGAGGCACUUCAACGGUGUAGCCUGGCAUGAUCGCAUCCAGAAACCCCUGAGCCCCGUCGACUACGCGAGAAUCGUUAAAGAGCAACUAAAGGCAUUGCAGCUAGUAGAAUAUGUCGACUACGAACCAUCGCUGCUGCAGAAACUGGAGAAGUCGUUCACCGACGCCAACAACCAUAAAACUCAAGGCAACCAGUCAUGGUUCCUCAUCGGCGAUCUCGACACCAAGACAAGCAGCAUUGAGCAUGGCCUUUGGUUGAAAAGCCUCAACAGCGCGUACAGCAGGCAGAGUCUAUUUUGGGUUACAGACAACUUCGCAGUAGCUGAAGACCUCGGCAUUUUGAAAAGCAUUGACACUUUGUUUCGUGAAUACUCAGAAGUAGAGCUAUCGAUCGGAAUCGCCUGGAUGUUCAUCCAGUCUCACGUUUGGGUGGCUAUCGGAAAGGCGGGCUUCAUGUUCCUUGACAAUGUCGAAGAGAAAAAGAAGCUUGCGUGCCUCGAGCACGUGACUGCUCGCUUCGGGCUUCUCCCUUCUCUCGGGCACAUAUUGAAGGCUUACCCAAACGAAGAGGCCCGCCAUGAAGUCACAGACUUCAUAGAAAAUAUCAGAACUCGCUUUAAUACUAUCAUGCAGAAGACCUUUUGGAUAGAUCGCGAGAUACGGGAGACAGCGGUGCGCAAGAUAGAGAACAUAUACCUGAACACCUUGCCUCCAAACCAGUUCUUCGUGGAAAAUUUCAGGAAGACCCUGUACCAGCCUUUUCCUGACACUAACAAGGUGGCGUUCAUGGAGCUCUGGUUGAAUAAUUCGUACGUGUACCAACAGCUGCAGCUAAACAAGCACUUCAACAAUGUCUACAAGAAGCAGCGCACAUAUCGCCAUCAAGCAUACGUGUACACCUAUUUACUGAAUACAGUCGACACAGAUUUAUUAGCGUUCGAACCACCGCUUUUUUACCGCGGAGGAACGUUUGCGAUGAACUAUGCAACCACGGGAACAUUAAUUAUGAGAGAGAUAAUCAAAAGCAUUGACCCGGCGGGCACAUCGAUUGACGACCGUGGCGAGAUCAUUCAUUGGUGGGGCAAAUCCGAAUCGGCCGAGUACAACAGCCGCCUGAACUGUGACCUAGGCCAAGAAGACGGUCAGGCAGCGAUGAGCGUAAUGCCUAUGAUACCGGCACUGGAGGUGUCUUACAAGGCUUUCAAGGCUGCCGCUGAAGAAGAGGCAACCACGGGCGGUGGUGUGGAGGACCUUCGACUUCGGGGACUGGAUGACUUUGUCGAUGAACAAAUAUUCUUUAUGAGUUACUGCUAUGCGCUUUGUGGCAAAAAAGACGAUGCCAGCCUGCGACGAGAAUGCAACGUGCCGCUUCGGCAUUCUUCUUUCUUUGUUGAUGCUUUCCAGUGCCCUGAAGGCUCCCCCAUGAACACGCCGAAGAAGUGUACAUUUUUCGAGUGA
This is a messenger RNA of Rhipicephalus microplus (southern cattle tick), 2232 nucleotides long. Its product is annotated as neprilysin-1-like. Gene Ontology annotation, cellular component: plasma membrane. Gene Ontology annotation, biological process: protein processing. The record is from RefSeq and is a predicted model, not a curated record. Gene Ontology annotation, molecular function: metalloendopeptidase activity. Lineage: Eukaryota; Metazoa; Arthropoda; Arachnida; Ixodida; Ixodidae.